This is a messenger RNA of Porites lobata, 986 nucleotides long. Lineage: Eukaryota; Metazoa; Cnidaria; Anthozoa; Scleractinia; Poritidae. The record is from the annotation of a GenBank genome assembly.
AUGGGGCACCACGUGUGUUGCUUUCUGACAGGGGAACUAACUUUUUAUCUUAAGUCGCUGCAGAGGUUUGUAAUAUAUUUCAAAUUCAAAAGAUCAAUACUUCCAGUUAUCACCCACAGACCGAUGGUCUUGUAGAAAGGUUUAAUUCUACCUUGUGUCAGUCGUUGUCAAUGUAGGUUUCCAAAAACCAGAAAGAUUGGGACGAGUUCAUACCGCUUAUUUUGUUUGCGCAUAGGACUUCUGUUUUAGAUGAGACUGGGGAUUCUCCUUUUUACGUUCUUUAUGGGCGAGAGCCACGCUUGCCAAUUGACCUUAAGUAUUUACCUGCUGCGGCUGAUGAUUUUUAAUUGAGUACUUCGGCCCUUGACUAUCGAAAACGUGUUGUCGAAAAGGUCGAGUUAGCGCAAAAUCUAGCCAGUGAAAAUUUACAACGUGCACAACAGAAAAUGAAGGAUUAUUACGAUCAAAAGACAAAAGAACCUGUUUUUGAAGUUGGUCAACGUGUUUGGGUUUAUACUCCGAGAACUAGAAAAGGAUUAUCCAAAAAGUUAAUGCAUAACUGGUUGGGUCCAUACAGAAUCGUUGAAAAGUCACCAGUGCAUUUUAAGUUGCGCACGGUCGCCAACAAAAAAGGUGCUUUUUCGUGUCACGCAAAUCGUAUGAAGCCGUUUGUUGAUCCAAAUUUGAGGCCAAUUGACUCUCCGCUUUUUGAUGAUCCUGCCGAGCCAUAUUUAGAUGAAUCUGAUAUUCCAAAAGAUUGUUUUGAGCCAAAUAGUUCUGUGCUUGUUGAAGAGAAUCCUUUAGACAUUGAAUUAAAUCCUGUUGGAGAACAAGCGUUAGUGGCCCCACAAUCUCAUGAAGAGAAAGAAUCAAACAAAGAAUCAGACCAAGAAAAGACAAAGAAUCAGCUUCAAAAUGAAAAAGAACCAACUCCGGAAGCAAUUUUUAUCGACAAUAAAACUGUGUUUAGAGCAGAAAAAUUCUAA